AGGGAGAAAAGAUGACUGCAGAAGAUAAUGGAAGGGAGUGUGUGUGAAAGAGAUGAGAGAUGGAUUUUGAGAUUAAUGUUCUUGGCACUGCCCUUUUAAAUCUGUUUUGCAUGUAGUUAAGGAAAUUAGCUUAUUGCUUCAGAUAAGAUUGGCUUCCAAAAUAGAGUAAUAAUAGGCUUCUAUUGCCUCUUAAGGAGAGAUUUUGAUUGCUGAACUGGAAAAAGUGCCUGGGUUAAAAGAAAUAGCUCUGUCUGUGAGCAGCUGUCCUGGGGAAGCACCAGUCAGUCAGUCAAAAUGCUGCCCAGGCCCCCCCCCCCCGAGUUUCAUCGCUGAUAGCCUAGACAGGUGCAGAAGUUGCAUCUUCUCUGCCAAGUGCAGUUGGCCUCUGUUUUUAAUUCACCAACAGACAGCUCUUGUUUUAUUGUCCAGGUGUUACCUUCAGUGUGAUUCUGCAGCUUCAGGCUUACAUAAGUUCCUAAAUAAAUAAACAAAAUGUAUCUAAUACAAAGUACAGUUUUCAAAAAUAACAAACUGAAUUAAUUGUUCUAGGACACUGAUUUUUAAACUGACCAGAAACACAUGCUGACUUACACUGUACCAGGACAUAUGUUUUCCAGACAGAUUCUCUGUUGACUUCCCAUUGGUUUUGCCCUACUCUAGAGCAUAUCAAAAUUGUAGCAUUUGUUUCGAAGCUUGACAACACUAGAUCUUUUUAUGAAUAGCUCCCUAAAAUGUCCCUGGGGAACUGGGAGGCUUCACUUCUGUUCCUGAAUCUGUCACAGUGUAUCUCUUACUUCCCUGUCUCUGAUAGUAAGAAGCUGUAUUUCUGAAUUGCUUCACAGACCUUCAUUAAAAAAAAACAACAAAAAAAACAACAAAAAAACAUAAAACCCCAGUUUUAGAUGCAGGUAUAAGUGUAUCAAUUAGAUGUAGUGGAGCGUGAAUGGCCAAGAGAAGUUGCCAGAGAAACUGAAAUAAUGCAAAAAGGACAAUUUCACAAGAGAUCCUUUUGCUGCCCACCAUGAAUAUAUGCGGCAGAUGAUGAGAAGCUUUUCUGAUCCUUUUGGACGAGAUCCAUUUCUCAGUAUAACAGAUGGUGGGGAGAGAACAGUAGAUCGAAGAGCACACCAGGACUCUCGGGUUGCUCUAAGAGGAAAUCGCAGAGCAACAAGCUGUGGCAUCAUGCCCUUUGCAGGCUUUGGUAGAGUGGAUGCAGAUUUUGGGGACCCAUUUUUUGCAAUGGACAGGAUGGUGUCAAAUAUGAGAAACAGUAUGCUGGAAAUGCAAAGAAAAUUUGAUGACCUGUCCAUCCAUCCAGACGCGCACACGUUUAGCUCCUCCUCUGUGAUGACAUACUCCAAAAUAGGAGAUGAACCACCAAAAGUUUUCCAGGCUUCAUCUCAGACACGCACAGCUCCAGGAGGUGUUAAGGAGACAAGAAAGGCACUUAAGGAUUCUGAAAGUGGGCUGGAAAAAAUGGCUAUUGGUCAUCACAUUAAUGAUCGUGCUCAUGUCAUUAAAAAAUCAAAGAACAGCAAGACUGGUGAUGAAGAAAUGAACCAAGAAUUCAUCAACUUGGAUGAAAAUGAGGCCCAGACCUUUGAUGAAGAGUGGCAGAAUGAGAUUAUGAAGUUCAAGCCAUCUAGAACUAGAUGCACUUUAGAAGCUCCAAAAUACAGAAGUACUCAUCACAUACCUAAGGGAGAUGGAUUAAGGAGAGAGAAACCACUGGCAAUUGCAGGAUUCAGGGAGCCCCGAGGUUCUUUGGAGAAUCUCAGUGUGAAAGGAACACAUGUCCCCAUCAGAAGCAGCAAAAAAUAAAUUGCUUCCAUUCUCCAUUUGAAUGGAGUUUCUUCAGAGAAGAUAAUGGUGCUGCAUUGCUUAUGUUUGUAUAAGUAUACACAUAUAUAUGACCAAUCUCUGUUUUUUGUUUUAGUAAGUAUUAGCGUGCCUUACUACUCUGAUCUUUUGACAAUUGAAUGUUCUUUAAAACUUCAGAUCCUUGGUAAAACCAUCCAGUUUCAGUAAAUUAAAAACAUAACAAUUUUCCACUUAAAAGCACUUUAAUGGGUUAUCACUAAUUCUGUUUUAAAAAGAAAAUUAAAAAUGCUUUGAUUUACAAAAUUUUUCUGCUACAUCUGUAACAAUCUCAGGCUUUUUAUUAAGCCUGCAACUAUUAAGUAAUGCAAGUAUUUUUCCCCCACACUCUUAACUUACACAGAAAUUCUUUUUAUUUUGUGUGGCUGAAAUAAUUACUGAUUUUUCUAGGUGAUAUAGCAAUUAAUAGCAAUUUGAAUGCACUGUAGCCACUAUAUCUACCUAUCUACAUAUCUAUCUUUAAAAUCAUACUGUAAUCUUUUAUAGAAUCCCCAGAUUUACCCUGCUUUAGCAUGACGUGUAAUAGUAAAUUAACAAAUACUUAAAUUUUAUCAGUUUUAGUUUUAUCAGCAUUUUUAUGUUUAUAAGCUGUGCUUGCAUCUCUUCUGUGCCUAGAUUGUUGGUUUUGUAUUUCUGAUUCUUUGUAUAUUUCCUUUGGAGGUGGCCCAUUAUUUUUAAUUCUUGAAGAGUCUCUGUAGUAGCUUUUAAUUAUCCUGUAAUAAUACUGCUGUGGCCUAAAACACAGCUGUAACUACUAGUUACUGACCAGAAAAAUAAAUAUGAGAAACUGGUUGAGCUGGCAGUAAGUUUAACUGGAUAAUGAACGAUUACACUAUUUCUUCUCUCCUGAAAAGCUAAAAGAGCCCUGAAUACUGGAAACCAUUUCCCCUCAGCUGAGAUGAAACAUGUUUGUAUUCUUGUGUGUCCUGCUUUAGCAAAUGUAGGAUGAUCUUAAAUCUAACACUUCAUCUAAUGCUGGUCUUGUUUGGUUAAGGUGUCUAAUGUUCCAGAGAAAAGCCAACUGUGUGACUGAGGACAGGUCUCUGUAUCACAAAUGUUCGGUUUGUAUGCUGUUCUAUCACACAGAAUUGAUCCCCAUACUGUAUCACAAAUAAUUUCUGUAGGCUAUAACAUUAUAGCAUCAGCAUAUAUUUCAAGGCUAAAACAUUAUAGCCUUAAAAAGGCACUAUUUGUAUGAUAAAAGAAAAUAGGUUUUAUAAGUUAAUCUUUGUUUGGCCAAAAAGCAAAUGGCCUCUAAAUCAUAUUUAAUCUUUCUUCAGAUUCCGUGGAUUACUUAAUUCUAUGCUUAUUAAUGUGCAGAUAAUCAAAAAUACUUCUAUUGAAAUCUGCCAAGGGCAAGACAGUUGUUUAUUUGCUUGUUUAAUGCAAUAGUCUCUUCCUAUUAUUAAACACUAGUGACAAUAAAUCUAUGCUGUUGAACCACUCCACAUGCGGGCAAGGUAAGAGGGUGGUAAGGAGGUAGUAGCAACUCCUGAUGGAAGGACGAGCUGGAACUGUGUGUAACAAAGUCGCACCUGCCAGAACUCCGAAUCUUUUACUCUGCUUCAAAAGUAAGAGUACACCUCUGUGGCCUGAUCUUCUGUACACUGAAGACAACAUUGAUUUUGCAAUUAAUGUCAUUGAGAAUAUAAGGCCAUGGAGGCAUUUUUCCAGGUGUGUCACUUAAACUUCCAAGUCAAAAAAAGUCAAAACCUUGUUACUGUUGUAACUUAAGAAGAAAUCUUCGGUUUGGGAGCUGCUACUAUUUAACAGAAAAAAAAGGAGUAUUCAUCUUGCAAGUUACUUGUUUUUUCUGUGCUUUACUGAGAUUAAAAAAAAACAACCCCAUGCCACGUAUAUAUAAUCAACAAAACAAGUAUGUACUUCAGUUUGAAAAUUAUAGUGGAAGGAGGCUGAUAUUCAUUACAGGUUACUUUGUUAUACAAGCCAGUCUUUUAAAAUGUAAUGCAAAAGCAGCUGUUCUAUAUAGAAACAUUGGAAACUGUAAUUCUUUAAUAAAAUUAUUUAUUUAUGGUUA
Molecule: messenger RNA, 3916 nt
Organism: Pezoporus flaviventris
Lineage: Eukaryota; Metazoa; Chordata; Aves; Psittaciformes; Psittacidae
Gene: MLF1
Product: myeloid leukemia factor 1
Exons: 8
Coding region: 1030-1821 (263 amino acids)
Biological process (GO): regulation of DNA-templated transcription
Cellular component (GO): nucleus; cytoplasm
Source: RefSeq, a predicted model, not a curated record